Messenger RNA from Aureobasidium pullulans EXF-150, 1157 nucleotides. RefSeq lists its product as uncharacterized. Bases 348 to 1085 code for a protein of 245 amino acids. NCBI's taxonomy places the organism in Eukaryota, Fungi, Ascomycota, Dothideomycetes, Dothideales, Saccotheciaceae. The record is from RefSeq and is a predicted model, not a curated record. The transcript has a single exon.
UGCGGCUACUGCGGCGACCAUUCAGGAACCCUGAAUAGCCCGUUACUCAUCGCUGGCUCUACUAGCCUUUGGAGGCAAGUCUAUGCGAUUUUGACCUUCGGUGUCCCCGUCUCGAGCACAACAUUUCCACUGCAGCGCCCUAUCGUUGACAUCUAGAAGCGUGAUGACCAUUUGUCUAUAACUUUACACCGUGACUCACUUCUCUAUUGACCUACCAGGCAGGAAACACACUUUGACAUAACUUCACACUUUCUACAAACCAGACCAGGGAGACCGAAGUUCAUUCUACACAAUUGCGCAUACCAAUCUACACACACUCUCUGUCAAAACACCAACAGAUACUCACCAUGUAUCUCCGCGCCAUUCAUGCCGAACCCUCAAUCCCAGCCCUCGAGGCUUUCAUCGCCGCAAACCCACUAGGCCUCCUCACAACCGCCCUCCCCUCGACAGACCCAUCCCACCACUUCAUCCAAACCUCACACAUCCCCUGGGUCCUCGACGACCCCUCACCAGACACCGACGACCUCCCCAUCCUCCGCGGCCACAUCGCACGUCAAAACCCCCACGCCAAAGUCUUCAUCGAACACGCCGCCGCAAACCCCGGAAAACCAUUCACAUUCCAACAAGAAGUAAUGGUACUAUUCAACUCCCCACACCACAGCUACGUCUCCCCAAAACUCUACGUCAAGACAAAACCAGAGUCGGGAAAAGUGGUGCCCACAUGGAACUACUCGGCCGCUCAAAUCUACGGCACAGCAACCGUCUACACGGACUCAAAAGCCGACAGCACGAUCGCUUUCCUGAACAAACAGAUCCGCGAUCUAUCAAACAAAGCAGAGACGGAAAUAUCAAAACAUGAGAAACCCUGGGAAGUAGACGAUGCGCCGGAAAAAUACAUCGAAUUGUUGAGGAAGAAUAUCAUUGGUAUUGAGAUCAAGGUCCAACAUUUGGGUGGUAAACACAAGAUGAGUCAAGAGAUGGGUAAGGAAGAUAGAGAAGGUGUGGCUCAAGGGUUUGAGGAUAUGAAGACAGAGACUGGUGAUUAUAUUGCAAAGACGGUUAGGGAGAAGGGUCAGCUUAAGUAGAGUAGCGUCGAUUUAAAUUUAGACAUGCAAAAGUACAUUCAUCUUCACGAUUGAGAUGAUUUAUGAAACCGU